AUGCGUUUAUUCGUUGGUUACAAAUCAUCAAAUCAAAGCUUUAAACAAUUAGAAGUAGAAACCGAAAGAGGUGAUGCUGGUUAUCUUCAGAUGGAUUGCGCCCGUGAAUCUUUCGCAUUUGCAACAUAUAAACCAAAAUCAGAAAGGAAAGUUAAAAAGUUUGUUCAUUCAUUAUAUAAUAAUGUUCAAAAAUAUGAUAACUCAGUAUGUGGUAAAUAUAUUGACCCUUCAGAAGUUUUCAAGAAAGCAAAUGAAGAAGUUGAUAUCACUUUUGAUAUGAUUAUUCCGGUAAAUGAUUUGUUAGCAUUUCAGGCGUUCGAUGAUUAUCCUAAAUCAUUUGGUGAUAUCAUUCUUAAAUAUUAUGUUUUCAGGGAUACUUUAGUAUUUUGUCAGGUUGACCCGUUAAGAGUUGCUGAUUUACAAAAUUACGUUUAUGAAAAGAUAACUGAUGAAAAUUAUGAAAAGAUUAUGAAUCAUGUUUAUAAAUAUGAUCGCAAAUUCCAACAAAUCGGACUUCCUGCCAAAUUAAUUACAAGCUUAGCCGCUACAUCUGCUGACGCAACAGUUGAUGACGUUAUUAUUUCAUGCACAAAGAUGGAAGUUUUAGAGGAUAAAUGCAUUACACCAGGAUACGGUUUAAUUGAAGAAUCAGUUAAAGCAAUACCACGUUUAUUCAGUAAGGAAGAUCCAUUCAUGAUUCCAGCUCAACAUAUUGACGUUCGUUCACUAAAUGGAGGUUGCAUCACUCCUGAAGGUAUUAGCUCAGAUUUCUCAUACGCUCUUCAUAAUGUUACAGAUGUUGUGUUAACAUUUCCGAAGAAUGCAAUGCAAAGAACGGUUUUAGAAAAUCCAAUGCUUCGAGGUCUUCAG
This is a messenger RNA of Trichomonas vaginalis G3, 870 nucleotides long. RefSeq lists its product as uncharacterized. The annotation marks the transcript as partial. The transcript has a single exon. NCBI's taxonomy places the organism in Eukaryota, Parabasalia, Trichomonadida, Trichomonadidae. The record is from RefSeq and is a predicted model, not a curated record.